CCAUUUUCCUCUUCUACACCGGUUCUCUAACUGGUAGCUACGUUAUCGUUCCCCCUCGUUGUUUUAACCUGUCCAAAGCUGACUGUGGGAAAGAGGGGAACCCUAAGAAGAAGACAGUCUGCCGUUGUAGCUGUAUCGCCCCGAGAGAAGCGCGAGAAUGUCUUCUGAGGAGAGCCCCGAGUACUCGCCCUUCUUCGCUGUGAUGGGAGCCUCUGCGGCCAUGGUCUUCAGCGCAUUAGGAGCAGCGUAUGGGACAGCGAAGAGCGGCACAGGCAUCGCUGCGAUGUCUGUGAUGCGGCCAGAGCUCAUCAUGAAGUCCAUCAUCCCUGUGGUCAUGGCCGGUAUCAUCGCCAUCUACGGGCUGGUGGUGGCUGUGCUGAUAGCAAACAACAUCUCUGAGAGAGUCACCCUUUACAAGAGUUUCCUGCAUCUUGGUGCCGGUCUGAGCGUGGGCCUGAGCGGUCUGGCAGCCGGGUUCGCCAUUGGCAUCGUGGGUGACGCCGGUGUGAGAGGCACCGCCCAGCAGCCCCGGCUUUUCGUGGGCAUGAUCCUGAUCCUGAUCUUUGCCGAGGUGCUGGGGCUUUAUGGCCUCAUUGUGGCCCUCAUCUUAUCUACAAAAUAAGUCUGCAUCAAACAUCAUCUCAUUCAUUCCACAUCAAAGCAGCGAGAACAAAUAGGAGAUUUUCACCUACUUCCAUUACACCCCGCGGGUCUGGCAGGAUGGGAUGGCAACAGAAACAUGUUGGCGGUCGACUUGACAGCUGUGUCCUCAGUAGAUGUGAUUUAUCCAUGUUGUUUAAAGCCAUCCAGUUGUGUCAGGUCUUGUGUGAACAGAACGGGCAUGACGGUGUAUUGGUUGUUGUGGGAUGAUGUGUGGACAGUCUGCUUGAUUUGUUGUCUGAUCUUAACCUGUACAGUGAUCCAGAGUCCCUCCACCCCCUGUAAAUGUAGUAACCAGUCUGUGCUGUGAGUGUGAGUAUCAGCGUUUAUCCCCCUGCCCAUUCCCCCUCCUUGAUUUUUUUGUUGGUGGUUUUGAGUGUCAAUCUGAGACUACUGAAGAAUCGUGCACAUUAGUGUUUUGUUUUUUCAUGUUCUUUUUUUCGGGGACCAUUUUUAAUUCAGUGGCGAGGAGCUGACGAGACAUUGUUUUUUUUCACUAUUUAUGGAAAGUUAUAAAGAUUUUGACUUAAUGAAACUGUCUAAAUGGAAUACUGUUUAUUGAAUACCAUAUAUACAUCAAAAUAUAUAAAUUAUCUGUGUAUAGUUAGAUUAAUUGCACUGUGGGUAAUUGUUCAAAGUGCUUGGAAUUCCUCUGGAUGUAGUGUGAUUAUUAAUGGAGGAUGUCCACAUGUUGACAUGGAGUCGACGGUGUGUGUGUGUGUGUGAAUGACCUGAGUGCAUACAAUGUGUGCAAGUCGAUUUAUGUUUAAUAUGACAUUCUCAAACACUAGUAUCGUUUACCUGUAGUGCUGCUGUCUUGAUUUAUUUGUUUUUUUGUUUAAGGUGAGAGCUCACUGUUCAGCCAUGCCUGUCAGAUUUCCAAAUAAAACUCAACCUCCUCCA
This is a messenger RNA of Micropterus dolomieu (smallmouth bass), 1563 nucleotides long. RefSeq names its product ATPase H+ transporting V0 subunit ca (gene atp6v0ca). The coding region runs from base 158 to 622 and encodes 154 amino acids. Gene Ontology annotation, cellular component: proton-transporting V-type ATPase, V0 domain. Gene Ontology annotation, molecular function: proton-transporting ATPase activity, rotational mechanism. NCBI's taxonomy places the organism in Eukaryota, Metazoa, Chordata, Actinopteri, Centrarchiformes, Centrarchidae. Gene Ontology annotation, biological process: proton transmembrane transport. The record is from RefSeq and is a predicted model, not a curated record. The transcript has 3 exons.